Mirounga angustirostris (Northern elephant seal) is the source of this 2956-nucleotide messenger RNA. It is a transcript of the gene RNF138, whose product is annotated as ring finger protein 138. The record is from RefSeq and is a predicted model, not a curated record. The coding region runs from base 388 to 1017 and encodes 209 amino acids. Gene Ontology annotation, cellular component: nucleus; site of double-strand break. Gene Ontology annotation, molecular function: single-stranded DNA binding; ubiquitin protein ligase activity. Lineage: Eukaryota; Metazoa; Chordata; Mammalia; Carnivora; Phocidae. The transcript is spliced from 6 exons. Gene Ontology annotation, biological process: double-strand break repair via homologous recombination; DNA double-strand break processing involved in repair via single-strand annealing.
GAGCGGCCUCGCGCGGGAGGCCGCCGGCUGGGGACGGCUGGGCGGUCGCCUUCCUUCCCGGGCGGAGGGGCGGCCUCCCGCCUGCUCCGAGCCGGCGUGGAAGUGAAGGUGAAGCCACUGGCUGCUCUGUCCACCCCCGCUUCCCGCCUGGCACUGCCUUCCCGGCCUGCCCCAGGGGCCGGCCCUCGCCCGGCGCGUGCGGCCCUAGCGACUCGGCGUUCGGCCCCGCCCCUCCCCGCCCCCUUCCUGGCGCGAGCAGCUUCCUGACGCGAUUCCCCUCCCCCUCCGGGUUCGCGAAGAGAGUCGGGCCCCGGGCUGCCACCGCCAGCUUGGCCGCUGUCGCCGCCACCGCUGCCGCCAUCUCCUUGAUUCCCCCCAUCCCCCGCCAUGGCCGAGGAGCUCUCCGCGGCCACGUCCUACACCGAAGAUGAUUUCUACUGCCCUGUCUGUCAGGAGGUGCUCAAAACGCCCGUGAGGACCGCGGCCUGUCAGCACGUUUUCUGUAGAAAAUGUUUCCUGACUGCAAUGAGAGAAAGCGGAAUACAUUGUCCCCUCUGUCGUGGAAAUGUGACUAGAAGAGAGAGAGCAUGUCCUGAACGGGCCUUAGACCUUGAAAAUAUCAUGAGGAAGUUUUCUGGUAGCUGCAGAUGCUGUGCAAAACAGAUUAAAUUCUAUCGCAUGAGACAUCAUUACAAAUCUUGUAAGAAGUAUCAAGAUGAAUAUGGUGUUUCCUCUAUCAUUCCAAACUUUCAGAUCUCUCAAGAUUCAGUAGGGAACAGUAAUAGGAGUGAAACGUCUACAUCUGAUAACACAGAAACUUAUCAAGAGAAUACAAGUUCUUCUGGGCAUCCUACCUUUAAGUGUCCCUUGUGUCAAGAAUCAAAUUUUACCAGACAGCGUUUACUGGAUCACUGUAACAGUAAUCACCUAUUUCAGAUAGUUCCUGUGAAUCUUCAGCUAGAUGAGGAAACCCAGUAUCAAACUGCUGUUGAAGAAUCUUUUCAAGUAAACAUCUGAAGGCUAUAGAAAUCUCUGCAUCUUUGUACCUGCAAGUGCCAUCUUUAAGGGGAAAACUACAUGAAGUCACCGUUUCAGUAACUUGAUGUGUAUAUUAAUAAAAGUAAUUCAGUCUAUUGAUUUAGUUUUUUAAUUAAAAAAUAAAGGUGGGCCAUCUAAAAACUUCAUCUUCUUGAUAAGUUAAAAAAUGAAAGUUAGGACAUUGUCUUUAAAAAUAUUGAAAGGAUUAUAUUCAUUAAUGUAAUGAACAAAAGGGAUUCCAUGUUGUACUUAUCUUUUUUUAUAUUACACAGUCUUGAAUUUUUCCUUAUGUUGCUUUUGGAAUUUGUUGCAGUUCCUCCCAUUGACCUUCUUGUACACAGGUAACACAUAGUAGCACAUUCUGAAAGAUGUGAUUGAUAGAAACCUACCAAAUCUGAGCCAGUUACCAGAGUUGAAGAAUGGAGACUUGAAGUGCUAAAUGAAACAAUCCAAAGGAAACUUUUUUAAUACAGAUUCUAGCUGAAGAAAUUCAACUAUAAGAAAAUUGUAUUUAUAUAAUGUUUAGUAUUUUUGAAGACUAGUGAGAUUUCUUUAAUAAUUAUAACUCUUUAAAAAGUGAAAGUUCAUUGUAAAGAUAUUUCCUUUUUGCCUUAGAAGGAAAUACUAAGAGAAAAAAUUAUUUCUUAGGUGGGCGGUUGGUAAUUUCAAAUCCUGUUUGUUUGGCUGACAAAUUUGUAAGCCCAAAGUACGUUAAGCUGAAUUACAGCUCUUUGGCCUCAAAAUUUUCAAUAGCCAGUAUUUCUCUUUAACUAAGAUAAAACUUUUAUUAGAAACUUCCAGUUGGUGAUACCAUAUUCUACAUGUAUAUUUAAAUGAGAGGUUUGGCUUCAUCUCAGUUUAGAAAUUCAUUCAAAGCUAAAGAUGUAUAUAUAUAUAUGCAUACACUUUUGUAUGUGUAUAUAUACACACGUAUGCAUGCAAUUUGUCAGGUUAUGUACAGAAUUUCUAUUAAGAUUUUAAAAAUGGACAAGCAAUAUGGGAUUGCGUAUCUGAUUUGAUUAAAAUUUUAUGUAUCACCAAAUUUUUAAAAAAGUAACAGCCAAAUGCUAAGUGGUCUAGUUGCUAAGUGGUCUAGUUGGCUACUAUCAUACCUUAAAAGUUGAAUUUACACACACACACACACAUAAUUACCUUGUUUAUAUGGUGCUCAUUUGUUAUUCUCAAAGAUAAUGCAUGACUAUGGAGUCAUGAGGUAGAUGCUACCAACCACUCUGUUUCACUACUUCUUAGUCAAAACUGGGUUUGUUCUUCGUAUUUAUUAAUAAGAAUCAUAAAAUAAUUUGUACUAGAAGGCCUAAAUCAGCAUAAAAGAGGAAGAGUGUAUUAGCUGACAUUCCAUACUAAUAUGCAUUGUUUAUGCAUUCUUUAACUAAAAGAACAUAAAAGAAAAUCUCAGUAGUUUGCUGCUAAUAUAUACAUAUAUUGUAUGAAAGGGUAUAUUUUGGUUUUGUUGAAACCCUUGUUGACUUUUCUACAGUGAACAUUUUUUUUAACUUGAUUUAAUAAAAAUGUUAAUUUUGCAAGUGGAGUUUUGUAAAAACCUUUUUCAGUCAAACAAAAUGACUAUGGUAGUAAUAACAAUCACCAAAAAAGCCAUACAUCUUGAUGAACAUAUGCCUUUGUUCUGUCAUUCGAAAGAGUGAUGUUUACUAUGUGCUUGAACAUUUUCUCUGCAGUUACAUGAGUGUAACUGUAAGAAUAGCUGUUUAAUGAACUUUUAAAAAAAAAAUUUUUGACCAUAGAUUUUUCCAGUUUAAAGCAAUAACUUUACUACUUUCUUUCAGAGUUAAUACUUCCAGUAUAUCAAGUUUUAAACUUUACAUCCUGAGAUUUGGGAACUUCUUUAAAGGAAAAUUGUAGUAGAGAUCAUCUUGAUGAAAUUGUGUUUUGAAGUUUG